AUGGAUGUCUGGGCAGGCGACAUUGAGCUUCCGAACAAGCGUACCAUUCAAGACUGGUUCAGCGCACUACUCCUCAGCGGCCAUGUAGCAGGCAAAGACACGGAGCUGCCCUGGUGGCAUGCCUCCGCCGCACAAUCGCCCAUCGGCAUCCUGGUUGAAGUCCGGGGAGCGGCUAGCAACACCAACAGCCCCCCUAUCACAGAGCUGCUUUUCUACGCUACGUCCACAGAGCCCGUACAAGACGAAGCACUGGGGCCGCCAUCCCCCACAUCAUCAUCGUCGCCUCCGUCCAACACCCUCGCCAUCCGCGCACUCCCAAUCUCAUCCGACCUCCUCCAAAACCACGUUUCCUCCACCACCACCCCACCGCUUUCUCCCAGCCGCCCCGCCAAACCGACACCAGAAGACCACGCCGACGCCGACACCACCGACGCGGAAUUCCACCCCCCUCUCCACCCUACCUCUUCCAGCAACUUGAUCUCCGUCCCCCAAAACUCAAUCACCAACGACCGCAAGCGCCAGUCCGUCUCCUCCCUCUUCGACGAAGCCGCCGAGCGCCGCAAGCGCGCCCGCCGCCACGGCGGCGAGAGCGUCGCCGCGGCUGCCGCUGGAGGCGGAGGUGGAGCCGGUCCGCCCGUCUUGCCCAACAGGCGCUCAGCCUCAUCUUCGUUCAGCCUGCCGCAGGAUCUACUCGACAGCCGACCUUCGUCGGCGGAUGGGGGGAAGGGCGGUGGUGGUGUUGGCAGCCGCCCGCCGCUGUCGCGGUCGUCGAGCGUGAGUCUUAGCGAGGAUGUUAGAGCGGCGGCGGCGGCGACGACCAUGGUGAGGCGGACGUCGAGCUUGUUGCGGGUGACGAGCGUGGCGGCGGCCGCGGGCGAGGAGGGCGAGGGGAAGCAGGGCAUCGAGGCGAGGAAUAAGGACGUCAUUUCCAGGCUUGUCAUGGCGGGCAUGCGGAUGUAUGGGUUGCAGCAGCGGAGGAAGACGGCGGUGCGGAAGGCGUCGGUGGCGUCGGAUAAUGCGGCGGUGGCGGCGGCGGCGCAGGGAGAAGGGGCGGCUGCGGAUGGCGAUGCGGCGAGGGAUGAGGAGUAUAAGCUUGUGUAUCAUCAGGCGUAUCGUGGGACGGUGUUUGCAAUGCGUAAUCACAUCGCCACUGAACCACUUACCCUGCACAUGGAGCAGCUACGAGAAACGGUGGACAAGCUGCUCGCUAUCUUUUGCACCGAUCCACUAGCAGAUCCAGCUGAACAGCCAUCAUCGAGCGCUGGGGUCACGCCAGUUCCAAAGCAGCCACCAUUUGGGGCACCAGCUGGUGGAUUCGAGGGUAGUCCGUUCGAACAGAGGACGGAGAACUUGGACGACAGCUCUAUGCCCCUCAUCCUGUCACCAUGCUGUCUCGAAGCCGUCGACAAGGCCACCAAAACCUCUACAAACACUACCACCACCAUGUCGGCUCCCUCCUCUCCUCAAUUCGUCUUCCGCGCGGGCGGCGCUGGCGUCGUCCGUCGCAACCUCUUCACCAGCACCACCACCAUCGCCGGCAAGAAGCGUGGCACCUGGACCCGCUUCUCCGGCAGCAGCAGCACCACCAGCAGCAACAGCUUCUCCGCCUCUGCCUCCUCCUCCGCCUCCGCCUCCGCCUCCGGCCCGGGCCUGCUCUCCCGCGGCGCGGGCUCAGACGAGCACUAUGAUAGCGGCAGCAGCAGCAACAACAAGAGACGCAGGACCAGCAGCGCGGCCGUCCCUGCCCGCUGCUGGCCGGCGAGAGGAGCCGGGAUGAACAAGUUGUGGGAGAAGAUGUUUGGGCGGGGAGUCAAGGUCAUCGAGAAGACGCCCUCUGCUGCUGACUCUGCUGCCGCUGGCGGCAGCGGAGGAGGCAGCAUGGCGGUGGAGAAGUGGGUGAAGGGAGAGAGGGUGUUGAGGAGGAUUCUCGCCGUCGGAGAGGCGGAGGGAGAGGAGGAGAUGAGGGAUGAUGGGGAGGAAGAGGAGGACGUGGAGGAGAUGGUGGAGAGGGAGAAUGAGGAGUUGGUGGUGUUGAGGGAGGUGCUGGGAGCGGUGUUGGAGAUGUUCCAGGGGGAGAGGGAGGAGGACGGGGACGACGACGACGACUUCGUUGUCCCAUUCUGCAUGGCGGAGUGGCGUUGA
This is a messenger RNA of Lasiodiplodia theobromae, 2142 nucleotides long. Its product is annotated as Amino acid transporter. The transcript has 5 exons. The coding region runs from base 1 to 2142 and encodes 713 amino acids. The record is from RefSeq and is a predicted model, not a curated record. NCBI's taxonomy places the organism in Eukaryota, Fungi, Ascomycota, Dothideomycetes, Botryosphaeriales, Botryosphaeriaceae.